This is a messenger RNA of Pangasianodon hypophthalmus (striped catfish), 1648 nucleotides long. RefSeq lists its product as uncharacterized. The transcript has 2 exons. NCBI's taxonomy places the organism in Eukaryota, Metazoa, Chordata, Actinopteri, Siluriformes, Pangasiidae. The coding region runs from base 89 to 1114 and encodes 341 amino acids. The record is from RefSeq and is a predicted model, not a curated record.
AUAAAGGUAGCGUUAGUCAAAUGACCGUCAUCAGAAUAUACCUGCAUACACCAGCUAUUUCAUUUGGCUGUUUGAUCCACACUAAAAAAUGGCAAAUCUGAAUCCAUGGCAGCAUGAAGAGGUUAACAUUAAACGGAGAUGGAACUCACGUGGAAAACAAGAGCUCUUCAUCACAGGGCAGCAUGUGAGUUUACAGAGACUGAGAGAGCGAAUGUCUCACAAUCGAAUGGCUGAGUAUUUAAGCAAGGAGAUCCCACCCUACCCAACUCCAGUAGAAUUUUGGGUUUCAGAUGUAGCCCAUGUUACUGAGGAGACAGGAUUUGAGGGGAUACUGGCAUCGGAGCAGUUCAGGCCUCCUGAAAGUGAGUUCUCAUGGUGGGACUUAAAAAUCAAUGAAGAGGAGAAAAGAUCAGCAGAGAAACGCUACAUGGAGAUGAACUUCCCAAACGAAGCACAAGAGCUGAAGGAACAGAAGCCGUUUCUGGAGAAGUUCACCACAUCACCUCUGUUCCAACUAAAGAAAUCCAGAUUCGGCAAUUAUCGCUUCACAUUUCCCCUCGCUGAGCUGAUGAAAUGGUACAAGGAACAGAACUGUGGAGGAAAAGAGCCGGUUCUCAGAGUGUGUGAGACCAUCACCUACAAACAGGAGAUUGUGUACACCGUGCUGAUUCACAGUCCUGAGGAUAACGAGCGUUUUGGAGGAUACCCGCUUCUUGAAGCGAGUGAGUGGGUUCGUUAUCAGGAUGGGAAGAUUAUCUGGAAAGCACAAGCCAUUUGUGAAACCCACUGGUAUCGGUUUGUUUCAGGAGAAGUGAAAAGGCUAAAAACUCAUCUGUUUUAUGUCUGGGAUCAGGUUAGUUUAGUCUUUCACUUACCAAAUGAUACUAAACCUUGUAAGGCAGUGAAAAUCCCCAGAGAACGGCUUAUAGAAGCCCUUGAGGCCUGUGAACAUGAUGAGAUAGCUCUCUUGAGGUACAAAAGUUAUAAAAACAAAGACAAAUGCUUCUUUGAAUCAAAGAUGAAAGUAAGUGAAUUGAAAAGAGAGAUAGAAGAGGAGGAGAAAGAAGAAAAGAGCAAAGCAGAAAAUGAUAUAAAAAUGGAAGUAGACCCAUGAUUCUGAAUUAUUCGAAGUAGCAGUUAGAUAAGAAAGAGGGUGACGAUCAAGCAAAAGUGUGAAAUGUAUUCAUGGGUAGGAACAACAAAAUACCACUCAUAAAGUUUAAUCAUGUUGUCAUAUUUUUAUAGAAUUGGUCACCCUGCAAUAUUAAAUAUUCAUAUCUAACUUCUAUAAAUUGUGAAACUAUUACACUGUUUUAAUGUUUUCUAAUAACUUUAAUUCUAAAAAACUAUUAAAGUAUCACAUGAAAUUUCUCUGAUUUGUAAUGUCGAUGUUGACUUUUUUUUUCAAAGAUGCUGUAAUAUCUUGUUAAUCGAAGCAAGAGAACAAUAAAAAAGUUAUUUUAGAUCAUGAACAUUCUGUGUUCAUUUUGUUUAGUUAAAAAGCCUUGUUUACAAUUAGUAUGGACUUCCUCAUAUAUGUGUGGCAGCCUAAGAAAACCCUUCACAUGGUCAAAUUUGAACACUUUCUACUGAAAAUCUUUCCUGCACUGAAAUUGCUGUCUUAUUUACACAUACUGAUCACAAGUAA